Messenger RNA from Boleophthalmus pectinirostris (great blue-spotted mudskipper), 2058 nucleotides. Its product is annotated as zinc transporter ZIP12. The record is from RefSeq and is a predicted model, not a curated record. Gene Ontology annotation, cellular component: membrane. Bases 1 to 2058 code for a protein of 685 amino acids. Lineage: Eukaryota; Metazoa; Chordata; Actinopteri; Gobiiformes; Gobiidae. Gene Ontology annotation, molecular function: zinc ion transmembrane transporter activity. The transcript has 12 exons. Gene Ontology annotation, biological process: zinc ion import across plasma membrane; intracellular zinc ion homeostasis.
AUGCACUGGAGAUCCUGCUCUCCCCUGCUGCUGGUACUGCUUCUGAUGAGCGCAGUAAAAACUGGAGGCCAUGAGCACAGGUACCUUGAAGAUGUGCUGCAGGCUCUGGGUGUGCAUGGGGCAGAGGACCAGCCCAGACUCAAGCGACAACACAUUGGACUUCUGAUCGACAGAGUGCUCCAGGCAGUGCACUGUGAGGAGCAGUUUGACACCUCACGCGACGUGUGUGGAAAGUGCCUGACUCCAGACAUAGCCCUCUCUGUCCUGGACAAUAACAGAAGUCCGCUCCUUGCUGAAGAGGACUAUCAGAAGAUCUCUACAGUGUUGCUUUACUACAUCAUUAACUUACAAGACUUGUGCAUACCAAAUAUGGCUUCCUCUCUCACAUCCUCCUCUCCUUCAUCAUCUUCUGAGAAUUAUCAGUUUUACCUAUUGGCCCUGGCUAACCUGCACCCCGCAGAGGACAAUCUCUUUUUAUCACUGAAUGAAACUGGAAGCAUUCUACAGCUUAUCAACAGAUAUUACCAUCCAGCACACCAAGACUCUGAUACGCAAUGUGUUGAUGCAGCUCAUCUUCUCAGGGAUAUUGAUGCUGAAGAAGAUCUUGGUGCCGACAUGUCCGCUGUGCCUAAACUGUCUUCAGCUAUCAUCAGUCACGUACUGUUGGGAUACUGUUUCCAACAAAGAAAUCUCCCCUCUCCAACAUUCUUCACAGACUACAUCUUCGAAUCCUUAAACUGCACAAGCAAUCUCCAGAUAUUUGAUUUAGAAGAGUUGCUUCAUCAGUUGGGAGUGGGGCAUGAAGAUAUGACACACCAUCACAGCAGAAAGAGGCGGAGCAUCACUAGAAAUACACAAAAACAUAAAGAGCAUCAGUUAGCAGAGAGUGCCUGUGAUGAGGAGAAUAAAGCAACUACCAGUGACUGGGCCCAGGUCUGUUUUUCUGCCAAUCAGUUGGUGGAUAUUUUUGCUCUGGAUCCUUAUUUGCCAAUUUCCAAGGACCACUUCAGACAAAUUUGUCCUGCCAUUAUUCAGCAGUUGCUAGGCAAUGCUUGUGAGUCUGCAGAGUCAAACACAAGAGGACCUCAGCCCACUGCUUUGGAGAAGUAUGGCUACAGUACAAUCGCAGUUUUGCUCAUCACUCUUGGGUCUAUGCUUGGCACUUGCCUGAUCUUCUUCCACUCCUGCCAGGAGACUUACACCCUGAUCCUCCAGCUGUUUGUAGGCCUGGCAGUGGGGACCCUGUCUGGGGAUGCACUGCUUCACCUCAUCCCACAGAUCCUAGGUCUUCAUCAUCACAAGCACAUUAAUGAAGAUGAACAUUUUGCCGAAGGAAAGGACCAUCUUUGGAAACUUGUGGGCAUGAUAGCUGGAAUCUAUGUUUUUUUCCUUAUUGAAAAGAUAUUUGCAUUUGUGGUUCCAUCUCAUGCUCAUGGUCAUGGACUUCCUUUGGAGCUCAACUGCAAUGGUCAGUCUCAGAGGAGCAAGUCCAUCUCCACUAUACAGCUGGGCCCUGUGGAUGAAUUAGAUUGUGCUGAAAUGUCCCCAGAACACACAAACAUCAGACGUCAUCCAAAACAGAAACAAGGCGUUCCUCUGCUGGCCGUGAUGGUUAUUGUGGGAGACAGCCUUCAUAACUUUGCCGACGGCCUGGUUAUCGGGGCAGCCUUCUCUUCAUCGGCAGAGACUGGCAUGGCGACUACAGUGGCUAUCCUGUGUCAUGAGAUACCGCAUGAGAUGGGAGACUUUGCGGUGCUACUAAACUCCGGCCUACCUGUGAAGACUGCUGUGCUUAUGAACUUCCUGAGCGCCCUCACUGCCUUCAUGGGCCUCUACAUUGGACUGUUUGUAUCUGCAGAGGCCCAGGUGCAGCAGUGGAUCUUCAGUGUGACAACCGGGAUCUUCCUCUAUCUCUCCCUGGUAGAAAUGCUCCCGGAGAUGAGCCGUGUGAAGACCACCCAGCCAUGCCUCAUGUUUUUUCUGCAGAAUCUUGGACUCCUGAUGGGCUGGGCCUGCCUCUUAUUACUGGCCCUCUUUGAACAUGAACUCAGAUUGUAA